Argiope bruennichi is the source of this 6502-nucleotide messenger RNA. RefSeq lists its product as uncharacterized. Gene Ontology annotation, cellular component: extracellular region. The record is from RefSeq and is a predicted model, not a curated record. Lineage: Eukaryota; Metazoa; Arthropoda; Arachnida; Araneae; Araneidae. The coding region runs from base 251 to 6157 and encodes 1968 amino acids. The transcript is spliced from 7 exons. Gene Ontology annotation, molecular function: chitin binding.
UCAUUUAUUUAGUAUCUCUGAUCUGAGCUCUCCUUCGGUACACACUUGCAUAGCGGCACUUGGGAAUAGUCAUCUUUGACUAAAGCAGUGCAGUUUUUUCUCUUUCACUUUGUGUCUUGACCUACGAUUAAUUACCAAGUCAUAUCAUUUGACAAUUGAAGUGAAGAAUGAAAACAGUCUAAACGGAGUUAUGUGGUGAGAAAUAAGAUUUCCACUUAGCAUGUCCUAGGAGAACAACAAGGCAACAGCCAUGAUUUUGCUAGGGCUAACAACCCACUUCGUUUUCAUCACAGUUUCAUUUGGUCUUCUGCUGGUCAGGGGAAUUCAUAGUGCGGAAAAAAGCGUGAAGCAUGGAACAUCAAGUCCAUGGUUUCCAUCUGGUCCACCACCGGCAAAACCUCCAACAGAGGCACCAGUAGCACUGAAAAAAGUGCUGCCUCUGGUUUCUUUUGACUGUAAAGGUAAAACGGGGUAUUUCCCCGAUGCCAAAUUCAACUGCGAAGUGUUCCAUUACUGUAAACCUGAUGGAACCAGGAACACUUUUCUUUGCCCGCCUCAUUCCUUAUUUAAUCAACUUUCUAUGGUCUGUGAGGAAACAUCUCCACUCAAUUCCAAGAUUUGCAAAGAAGGUUCCAUUGGCACCAAAAAAGAAAAAAUAAAAGAGGCCAAAAAGACCUACAAGUCUAAUGCAAAGUUUACUUCUAAAAAGAAGUAUGUGGAAGACUUUUCUAAACAGCACCGAAUUAAACCUGUCCCAGUUUUGAACAACACUAGAUCUAAUUUUGAAAACACGAAAUCAUUUGAAGAACUUCUGAGUUACGGACAUCAGAAACCAACAUUUUAUUAUGAGGAUGGAUUCAGUUACGAUGGUGAUCUAGUCAAACUUCCAAAAUCCACCGUGAAAUCUGUAAAAACCGCACCAGCUGCAUUAACAACCCGCAAAACUUCCGUAACCAUUAGUGGACAGCCAAAUAAUUCGAAAUUUUCUAAGUUAGAAAGCAUUAGCAUCGAUAGAGAAAUUUUACAGCCAAGUGAAUCAAUACAAGAUGAUGUCUCAGUGGAAUAUGAUGCCAUUGAAGGAAGGAAAGUCCGACAGCAUAAAAGAGUUGGAAGAGUUCUUAACGUUGGAGAAGCUCCACGUUUAUCUCAUAAAGGAAAGCGUCAAACACAUUCUCAUGUAUCGGCCCGCUCCCCGACCGAAAAUCCACCCGAAGAUAGCACUAGAUCACCGACAUCGAGUUCAACGGCCAGGAGUACCACCUUGCCUAGUUUGUUCUCAGCCGAUCGGAGCAAAGCAAGGGAUUUCCGAAAAAGAAGGAGGAACUUGAACAGGAGAAGGAAAUUUCAAAAGACAAAUGAAACCACCACGGAAGCCACUGAGAUCCUGGAUACUACGACAACGACUCAAAGCACACUUACAACAAAAGAAGAUUCCAGGGAAGCUUCUAAAUUUGAUUACUCCAGAAGGAGAAUAAAUAGCACCAGAAAGAAUCCCUACAAAAAAGAAAAUUCUCAAUCGUGGCUUGGAUUAUCGAAAUCAGGUCAGGUUGAGCCAUACACUUUACCACCUCUUCCGGUACCAGAAGAUGACCAACAGGAAACAACUACAAACACCAUCGGUAACGGAGAGCCCGUGGCACAGCUAAAAAAGAAAUUCCCAGAGAAAGGAGGCAGAACUAGAAAUCCUUGGUACAAAACAACUCCUAUUCCUGUAGAUGAUUUGAUUGAAAUAAAAUUUGGCGAGAAAAUUUCAGAAUUGUAUCACCAGCACUAUCAUACUAAUACCAAACCAGAAUCAAAUCCAACUGAACAGAAGGAAGUUCAAGAAUUUAAGCAAAAGUCUUUUGUAUCCAAGGAGCUUGUUCAUGAUGAGUAUGACAAAUAUCUUCCACAGGAUACUUCUUCUUAUGAUGAUAAAAAUGAUAAAGGUAAAUACAGAAAGGACAAACAAAUUAGUGACAUCGAUGAUGUUUACCAUCUAUUUCACUCUGACAACAAAAAACACCAGCCAACUAAAAUUGAAGAUUUGUUCCCACCCCCAAGAGCAGAACCUAGGGAACAGAAAUCUCUCCAGCAACACGAAACACAGCAAUUAUAUUCUAGUGCAGAAAAGUCUGUGACUUCAUCAGAAGAACGAACCACUGAAAGCCCAUUCAAAACUACUAAAGCUUAUGAGAGAAGGUAUAGAACAAAAAGUUCUAGACAGCAAGGCGAAGGACAAAGAUGGAGAUUAAAUAAAGACCGAAAAAGAAUGAAAGGUCGAAAAAUUGAAGUAGGUUCCACGUUUUCAUUACAUACGGAGUCUCCUGAAUCUGAUUCUCAGGCCUUACUACAAAUACCAACAACAACGCAAUCACCUGUGACAAUUAGUGCUCUGAGCAGAAAAGAAUUGCCAAAAACCACUACUUUAGCCCACCAACAUUUACUCAAACUGAUGAAUGAAUUCUUUGCUAUGUCUUCUACCACCACAAAGGAUUUGGCGGGAAAAGCAUCAGAAACUAUCGAAGAUACAGUAACGCCUAAUUCCAGAGUAUCUGAUGACGAUAUAGUCCUUGGAUCAGAAUCUACAACGGAUGAGGUUGAAGAAUUGCCACCAGAAGUACUAGAAGUCGUUGACAUGCUAGCAGGUCAGUCAGAUGAAGACAAAAAGGAAUAUAAAUCAGAUUCCAGUCAUGAAAUAAUUAAGAUUAGUGGCCCUUUAACAAACGACCAUCUCAAACAAAUUCUUUCAGAUGAUGUAUUUGAAGCUAUUCCCCGUUCCCCAAAAAGGAAAAAGGAAACCGUCAAAAAGAUAGUCUUCGUUCCCCAAGAAGAAAAGGAUGACUUCAAAGACGAAUCGGAGAACAUCGCAAAAUUCACUUCUUUGAAGCUGCAACCCUUACUUAAACAAAUGGCUUCUGUUAUACCAGUAACUCAGAAUCCUCCGAGACAUCGACAACCAGCAGUAUUAACAGCUAAAAAAAUUCCUGUUCGAGUUAUAUACAAAGAUCAAUUGAGUGAGGCCAAUGCUCAAAGAAAGCUACCAAAAUCUAAUUUAAAGAUAAUCCGUUCUCAGCUACCUAGUCCAAGUUUACAAAUAAUACAGAAAGGAAGAAUUACGCCAACCCGAACUUACAGCCAACCACAUCCAAAAAAUUCUCAACGACUCCUGCAUUCUAGACAGGCUCUUGUUUUGCAACCUCAUUCUCUCUAUCCACCUCAUCCACCGCCUCUUCCAAAAAAAUCAUUGCCAUUUAAAAUAGGAUUCCCUUUUGCUAGUGGAAAUAGGCCGAUAUCAAAUUUAAGAUAUGCUUCACACAGACGAAAGAGGUCUGUUUUAAACAGAGAUCGCAGACAAAUAAGACCUAAUCCUCGCUUCUUUCCAUUUCCAAGACCAGUAUUCCCAACUUUUAAUCCAAAAUUUGUUCCUACUUUUCCACCUUUCAGAAACAUGUUUCCUCCAAAUGGCAUGAAUUCCGCAAGCUCCAACGUUAAUCCUUUUACUUUCCCUAGAUUUGAAGCUCCGAAACCAAAUAUUGGUGUUCCACCUAUGUAUAAACCUUCAAAUUCUCCUCCAGCCCCAGUACGUCAUAUAACGCAGCAUGGUGAUCAAACAGUUAUCGUAGAAGAAGUACCAGUUCCAAUUCAUGUAGAAGUACCAGAUCCAAAUUUCUUGCGCCCAGUGCAUUCAGGAAAUGAGCCAAAAAAUCAUUUGAAUCCAUAUUCAAAUAAUCAAUUUCGUUCUCCUUCUCCUCCCUCUAUUCAAUCUCCACCUCUAUUACAAGGAUUCCAGGGAAGAUUUCCAAUGACAAAUAAUUAUCCGCCAUACGGUAUGCCUUCUAACGCUCAACCACCUGUUUUAAAUUACCAGCCAUCUGUUCAGUUCUCUCAACCACUUCCACCAAGUAUAACUGAUCAGCAAGGACAAGUGUUUGCUUUAGGAGUCACAAAUACACCGUUUGCACCAGUAAAACCUUCACCAGGAAGAAUUCCAAACGGUCCUCAAGGAAUCACAGGAAAACCACCACUCAGACCUUUCCAACAUUUCGAUGUUCAUGCAAAUAACUAUCCAAAUUUUCCAUACUUUCAAGGCGCCUUCACGACUCCUCUAACCAUUGAACAGGUCCCAGGCAGAUUGAUGUACAGCGGUUACAAGCCACCUAAAACGACGGAGGAAGCUAAAAUACCAAGAACUACAAGUCUUCCCCAUCAAAAAGUUACAAACCAUGCUGAUCAAAGUAGUAGACGACCUCAACCAAGACCCAAACCAACACAAGCAUAUUACAGUCCUAGAAAUCCUGUUCAAGAGCAACGAAUGAAUUAUUAUGCUCCUAAUGUUGGAUUUAAUGUUCCACCAAAACCAAAUCUUGAAGGAGUACCAAGGGAACAUUCUUAUCUUAACCAACCAAGGCCGAAUCUAAACAAUGUUUCACCAUCACAUACAGAAGAACCCCCUCCUCGUAGACGAAGACCAAAUAGAAAGAGAAGACCACGUCCUCGAAUGACAACAACAACUCCAGCAGUACAUAUUUCGAAAGAUAUAUCUCCAACACCCAUACCACCAGAACAAAUACCACCCCCACCAGCAACUUAUACAAGUAUUCCUUUAAAUUCAGCAAUACCUAAUUCCUUACAAAGCGCUCAAGAAAGUGCUAAAAUAGUAGAAACAAGUAGUCACUACCCUCCUGCAGGCUAUUAUGGUAAAGAUCAGCUAGGGCAAUUUUUUGAUUCAUCAUCAAAAUCUUACAACAAGGGAUCUACACCCAAGCCUUACGAACAUAAUAACCUUGCAGAAAGCACUUCAAGUGCCGAAACAGAAGAAAGCAUAUCCAGCGUGUCAAGUGAAGAUCCUGAUCAACCAGCUUUUGGAACAAGAUUAAGAUCGAAACCUCGAGGCUCAGGAAGAAGACGAAAAAGUCAACCAGUACAAGCUCCAACUGAAAGAACUGAAACACGAACCAGACCAAACAGCAUACCAAAUGAAAUACAAAACAAAAAUAAGAGAAUUCCAGCGACUUCAAGCAACAGAUCAGCAAGAAAUAGAGAAAAGAACGAAAAUAUUAAUAAUCAAAGACGCCAACGAGUGUUACAGCACAGAUCGCGAAAUGCUGCAACAAGAGAGCCAGAAAUACGGCAUUUCAACAACCCCAACGGAUUUUACAGUGUUCCUUCUGGCCUUCAGGAUCUUGUUGCUCCAGAGAGACCUUCACAAAGUAACGGAAGAACCACUGAUAUGUUUGGUAUUCCUCAUCCAUCUAUGGAUCAAAAUGCGUACUCCAUAAGGCCGGAAGGCAAUGCAGGAGAUUUUAACUCGAAUUUUUUUAGCGUUCCCGCAGAAGUGGCAAAACAGCAACAAUCACCAUUACUCAGCAUGAAUAUUAAACCAAUUCCAGAAUCUGCUAGAGAAUUUUUUGAAGAAGCCGCGAAAGAAUCAUCAAAAAUCAAAGAAAAUUCUGAGAAAAAGGAAGAGGCUGAGCAAAAUGAAUCAAAAACUCCUACAGAAGAAACAAAGCCGCAACGUAAUCCAGCAGUGCGAAAAUUAAAAAAACCUAAGAGAAAAAACAGAUACAAUUCAAGAAAUGAAGAAAAACAGAGUACUGAAGGUAAUAGUGAUAAACCUCAAACUAUUCAGGAACAAAGAAAUGCCUUAAGCAAAGAAAGAACAACCACUCCAGCAACCACUACAUCAGAGCCACGUCCAGCAUAUAUUCAUACAACAUCAAAUACAUCACCACAAAAUGACAUCAAAGAACAAACACCUGUUUUCAAACAAAGGACUCCCCUGCUGCCGAAGACCUUGCCUGAUCUAUCAAAAUCGCUACUAGAUGGGAAAAUAGACAUAAAAAAGUUGAAUGCCACGAUUUCUACUUCAGUGUCAGUGUCUGCAUUCCCUCACCAACCAAACAACACAAGUUCAGAAGAAAAUUCAAAUAAAAAAGUUUUCUCAUCUCAAAAUGGGGGACUCGCAGUUGUAAGAAGCAAUCCAAGAAAAAGGAAACCGAAGCAAAGACAAUCCACCUUCCCAGAAGAUGAAGAUUCAAAAACUAAAUACGAUAUAGCAGCUAGUGUCUUGGAUAUUAUCAAAGCAACUACAGAAACAGAAAAAAAUGGGGCAGGAUUUUAUUCUACUAGGUUCGAUAAAUCACAAAGUUCUUCACCCAAAUCAUCCACCACGUGAUAAGCAUAUCAGUGUCUUUUCAUAGGAAGGCAUCACAUGGACUACAUUAGCUAGAUUUUUAAUGAAAAUCAUAUGCUUUUACAUUAUUAUGUCUAUACCAGAAUUAUAAGUUUUCUAAACAAAUAGCCAUCAGGACCUUCGAGUUGAACUCUUCAAAUGGUCCUAUUUGAACUGAAAAGCAUGUGUAUGAACAUAGUGAAAAUGAAAAAGAGACAUUAAAGUAGCCUUGUGUUGGUACCGAACUUUAAAAGACGUAUCAAAGAUAUUUAAAUUUUGUUUUACUAUUCUUGCGAGCAAAAAUAGUAUGUUUGUUAUAUUGCACAAUAAAGCUUUUUAUUAUUUUUA